AUGCAAAGGAAGCGCAAGGCUGCGUGCGUGACUACUCGUACGCUGCCUAAUACAGAGCAAUUCCCUUGUAACCCAUGCAAACGCUACGCUUUCCACAGGGCUGCAUGCCCUCUGUCGUGGCUUCCAAGAUCAAAUCAAGAAACGUCCAGCUACUGCGAAACAUCCAAGUCCUUCGAGUUCUAUACGGAAGACGCGAAGGAGGACUGGGCAAAGUCCUGCGAUGUGCAGUGGCCCUGCAGGGGAGAUGACGCACACUCCUGUCCCACAGGAACGCGCGACUUCGCACUGCCUUGUCCUGAAGGAUUUGCAGUGCGAGAAGACGGGGAAACUUGUGAAGCCGGUCAGUUGAGACGUGAGGGAUCUUCAUGGUGCAUUGCUCCACCUGCGUAUACUGAAACGGCUCGAUGUGAUGCCCGUUGGAACUUCAAGUAUUUCACGAAGGAGAUGAAGCGCGCAUUCGAGGUGGCUUGCCAGGCCCGCUUCCCGUGCGAAAAUACGUGCGAGAAGGAAUAUACUGCUCCUUGUCCUGAAGGGAAUGCGACGUCAGUUGGCCUUGCAGAGGUGAGGUUUACCCGCGCUAAUAGGUUUCCAAUUUCGCCUUCGCACUGCUGCGAAUACUCAGCUGUGGAUGCAUGCCAGAGGGACUGGAGUCUCCCCUGUCCUGAAGGUACAUCGAGCCGAAAGGCAACAAGCCCCCAGAGCUGCACUCGCUUUUCACGGCCUGCAAACAGGUUGGAACGUAAUUCCUGCCCCUGGGAAGACGCUUCAGCAGAUGCUGAUGGAAGGCAACUGGUUGGUAAGGCGCGUGUUUUUGCGCCCUUCUUGCUCGCCAGUCAAGCCCUAGGACGCUCGUUUUUUAACGCCACAACGCACUUCAGGGUGCUGUGUGCGAACCCCCCCCUGGUGAAGCCUUGCCGAAAUGCGGAGGCACUAAGGCCUUUUUAUCGGAGUCCGACAAAAGAAAAUGGGCCUCUAUGUGCGACAAGACGUGCUCACAGAGGAUAUUACGGGGGUCUGGCUGUCGGAUUUCACCUCAUCGGUAAUUGGAAAGGUGUUUGCAGUGUCUACGUUGACACAGUCGCUCAUGCCUCUUUGUGCACUCUUCAGGCUCUUCUACAUGAGCCAGAAGCGGCAAUUCCUCAACGCAACAUGAUACUUUAUGAACUGUUUCAGUCUAUCGUGCCGCUACGCUACGCCAGCAUGUGCACUGCCCAACUCGAAAUAGGUCACGAGAUAGGAGAUCUUAAACUAGGGUGCUGCUUUUUCAUGAAUACAUGGGAGAACACUGCGAGUCCGGCAUCAAACGUGGCCUCGUUUCUGUCUCUCUCUGCCCCCAAUGUAGUCUUUAACUCUAAAGCAAGCCACAAGGUUAUGAAGAAAAAAGAUGAAUUCGAGGAUGGAACCUGCAGGGGUAAUGGCAAAGAGCGACGGUACACCAAAAGAAACAGGCUCGCUUACACUGUGUCCGGAGGACAUCAACCCUCAGCGAAUGGUUUGGCACACAUAAAAGCGUUGCGUCACACGAUAGCUAAAGCAGAUAAGGCAUAA
Cyclospora cayetanensis is the source of this 1548-nucleotide messenger RNA. RefSeq lists its product as uncharacterized. The coding region runs from base 1 to 1548 and encodes 515 amino acids. The record is from RefSeq and is a predicted model, not a curated record. NCBI's taxonomy places the organism in Eukaryota, Apicomplexa, Conoidasida, Eucoccidiorida, Eimeriidae. The transcript has 9 exons.